AACCUACCUCCUGCACAAGAUUAAAGAUGUGAAGAGGAGACCGCAGUGCCUACAUCACAGAUUGAUUGAAAGGGUGAGAAUAGAGUAUGCAAACAAUUUGAGAAGAGAGGGAGAGAAUAAGGUAGUUGGUAUUUUUCAGAUUCCUUUCAGAACGAGCGAGUAAGAGAGAGAAAGAGAGAGAGAGACAUUUGUGUGACGUGUGUGUGUGUGACAGCGUUCCCUCAGUGCGUAGCGGAGAGACAGGUCUGCACGCUGACACUCACUCUAGCGGGCUGAUGCACUCUAGAAGUGAGCGCAGGACCCUCUGGGAGACGAGUACAGCUCGAGCUGCCAGAGAUGAUUUGAAGACCUGGAGCUCUGUGCUACACAUGCUGAACUGCAUACCUGCAUAACCCUCUGCGUCUUAGAGCACUCUACAAACACGUGCAUACAUGCAAACCAUGGAUUCUCUGACCAAUGAUAUGGAUGGAUUGGAGAACACCUUGAAGUACUCGAGGUGCGAGCAGACGGAGAAGAUGUGGAUGAGGCUCAAAGGAAUGCAGACGUACAAAAGCACAUCUCAAAGAUUGAGAUGUCUCGUGAAGCAACUGGAUAAAGGGGAAGUGAACAUCUUCGAUCUGAGAAAAAACAUUGAAUAUGCAGCUUCGGUUCUGGAGGCAGUGUACAUCGACGAAACUCGGCGUCUGCUGGACACGGAAGAUGAGCUUAGUGAUAUCCAGUCAGACUCUGUGCCCACGGAGGUACGGGAUUGGCUGGCCUCCACCUUCACCAGGAAGAUGGGUGUGGUGCGCAGACGGCCCGAAGAGAAGCCGCGGUUCCGCAGCAUCGUUCACGCCGUUCAGGCCGGGAUCUUUGUGGAGCGAAUGUACAGAAGAACAUCUAAUAUGGCAGGUUUGACCUACCCACCAUCUGUAAUUGCAGCUCUGAAGAAUGUUGAUAAAUGGUCAUUCGACGUCUUCACGCUUCAAGAGGCGAGCAGUGAACACGCACUGAAGUUCCUGGUGUACGAACUGCUCACCAGAUAUGACCUGAUCAGUCGUUUCAGGAUACCAGUGUCAUCCUUGGUGUCCUUUGUGGAAGCUCUGGAAAUGGGCUAUAGCAAGCACAGAAACCCUUAUCACAAUCUGAUCCACGCUGCCGAUGUCACACAGACUGCACACUAUCUGAUGUUACACACUGGGGUUAUGCACUGGCUCACUGAACUGGAAAUAUUGGCCAUGGUGUUUGCUGCUGCUAUCCACGACUUUGAACACACAGGAACUACCAAUAAUUUCCACAUACAAACCAGAUCAGAAGUGGCCAUCCUGUACAACGAUCGCUCUGUUCUGGAAAACCACCAUGUGAGUGCUGCCUACAGACUCAUGCAGGAAGAUGAGAUGAACAUCCUGGUGAAUCUCUCCAAAGACGACUGGAGGGAGCUGCGUACGCUGGUGAUCGAGAUGGUCAUGAGCACAGAUAUGUCCUGUCAUUUCCACCAGAUCAAGACUAUGAGAAAUGCACUGCAACAGCCAGAGGGAAUCGACAAGGCUAAAGCACUGUCUCUGAUGCUGCACGCGGCUGAUAUCAGUCACCCUGCUAAGGGCUGGAAACUGCACUACCGCUGGACACGAGCACUUAUGGAGGAGUUCUUCAGACAGGGUGACAAGGAGGCAGAAUUAGGACUGCCAUUCUCUCCACUGUGUGAUCGGAAAGCCACUAUGAUUGCCCAGUCUCAGAUAGGGUUCAUUGAUUUUAUUGUGGAGCCCACGAUCUCUGUUCUGGUCGACACCACAGAGAAGAUCAUAAGUCCUCUCAUAGAGGAAGCCGUAAAAUCUGGGGGUGUCCGCAGGUCAAGUUUAACAGGUCGGGGCUCAGCCACAGUGGUGGAGUCAGUACAGAGACACAGCGGUCGGGGUUUGAAUGAUGAGCAGAGAGGCACUACAGAUUACUCAUUGGGCAGCAUCGACCUGAAACGAGUGCGACACCUGCUCUCUGAAAUCAUUCAGAACAAUAAGGAGCGCUGGAAAGAGCUCUCCAUUCAAGAGUUGGCCAAUAAGGAACACGAGAGAAUGUCAGAGCAGGAAGUGGAGCCCUUGAGGAACGCACAAGUCACACUGUCACAAAGCAGUCCGGUCAGAGGAAGUCAAGAGCCUGAAUCAAAGUCACUAAACGAACUGAACAACACGGACUCGACUCACUCUUCCCAGGACUCUUUGGACCAGAGUUCCCAGUCCCCCACAGAGGGACACGGCAGUGGUUCCCCUGAUGAGCACAGCUCAGAAACUCUGCCUUGGAACGGUAAAACUGCCUGACGUCACAGCGUCAGUGUGAAACCUGAAUGUUUUUAACACAGCUUCUGCUGUGUUUUUAAUCACAAACCCAAGGAUAAUGUACAUAGCAUUGUCCUCAUUGUAUUGUAAUGCUGUUUUACUCUUGGGCUUGGAGGGCUAAUUGUACAAACGGACGUACAGAAUGUCCACGGAGCGACUCGUGCAUCGUCAUAGAGACGGUAGUGUGCAGUGUUGUCAUAGUGAUUGUGUUAUUGCAGGAGAUGGAUCUUAACCAUCCCUUGGGGUGGAUUUAGAGAGUCUCUGAAGCGCAACGCUACCUUUUUUGCUUCCCGGACUUUUUUCCUGUUGUUUCAAUUAGUUUGUUUUUUUUGUAAAUUGUUUCUUUUGUAGACCAUGUCGUUAUUUAUUAAAGAUUGCGCAGCUACACUUUGCACCACAAUUAGUUUCGGAUUUGUUUAUGGGCUCUUUAUGGAACAUUAGGUGGAUUGCCGGCAAAUUGGGAAUAUUUUACGGUGUUCUGACCCAUUUCUCUGUGGACUUAUGAAUGCUAUUUACUCCAAUUUCCAGAACAAUCCAUAAAGAUGCUUUUUUUUUAAUUGUAGCAUGACUCGUAUUCUAUGUGCAGCUGUAAAAUUUGAGUAUAACAUGCCAUCAAUUAGCCAAUUUCUACCUAAUGAGGAAGAUACGCAUAGGCUGUUGUUGAGUUAUGUGUCCUCAAGGGGGCGGCAUUUCAUUCUAACAGACAACAUGGCAACCCUGCAGUCACAUUCUCCAAAUGAAGAGAAAUGUGUCCCUUUAAUUCCAUACAGUAUUAUAGGUCAUAGCAUUGUCUAAACAAAUGUUGAAUACAUUGGCUAUGUUUUGAAUAAGAGUAUGUGAGAGGAGUGGAGCGGCAACAAUUUCCCCUACACGCUCAAAGCCUUCUUUAAUGAACAUACAUUCAAUUUCACAUGUAUGUGAUUUUCUGAAGUUUGAGUCCACUUGUGAAAAUGUUUCUAUUUUGCAUUUUUCUAUUUUAAUCAUUUAUUUUUCAUUACAAAUGAUAUUAUCAGCAUAACAGUUUGAGUGAAAAAUUUGUGCAAACCCCGCAUGUGAAAAAUCUUGCAUGUGAAUUUUCACAGAGCAUCUUGUGAAAGUGUUUUAAUGAAAGAAAACCUGUCCUUUUAACAAAAUGAGUUAACCGUAAAUGUCACAAAUUUGCUUACUUGAUUACUGAUCAUGAAAGUGUGUGGAAUCUUAAAUAUUUCUUAUAUUAUGUCAUACAUUUUUCAAAAUCACACAGGGGUAAUCACUAGCACGCAAGCAACAGCGAGAGAGGAGCAGGCUAUUUUUAUUUAUAUGAAGUUUUUCGCACCUGCAUUCCAAUCUACAUCUUGAUGUAAUCCUUCCUCAUGAUCAUGCAGCGUGUUUUCAUCAGCUGAAUGGGAGGCUAAACACGAUUAAAGAGUAACGAGACUCGUGCUGCCCGUGCAAGCCAUUUGCGAAGCUGAUCAAUUAUUUAGCCCUUUUCGGUGAAUCGCACCUGCAAAAUCCUACAAUUUUAUUUCCAGGUUUAAUUUAUAUUUUGAAUAGACUGAAUAUUUAGACGAUGUGGGUUUAUGUUUUCACUUAUAUUUGUUUAAUGUAGUUUUGAGUGUGACCAUGGUGUAAGGAGGGUGUACCUGUAUGCUGGGUUGGAAAUCUCAAGGAUUAAGAUUGGUGUUUUCCUUAUUACAUCACGUGUUGUUCUGAAAGCAAAAAGAAACAAAUGAAACACUGAAUGUAGGCUGUCAUCCACGCAGACUGACCGAAGGAAAGCGGGAGCGUUUACUCACGCGAUUAACUGAACGUGAAGCGCUGCCGGCUCGUGAUGCGCGAAUGGCUUGCAUGCGCUGCACGAGUCUGUUGGGUACACUGCAGUAUUCAACUCAUGAGAACGCGCUGCUUGAUCAUGAGGAAGGAUUACAUCAAGAUGUAGAUUGGAAUGAAAGUGCGGAAUUUCAUAUGAAUAACAUAGUCUCCUCCUCUCUCGCCGUUGCUGGUAUGCCAGUGAUUACCCCUCUGCGUGCCAAUGCUGGCACGCCUGCCAUAGGUUGUCGACCACUGGAUUAGAGAAUCCCCGCUCCGUGUUCGCUCCAUGGCAAAAUUAGUGCCUAACUACCUCUCCACUGUAAAGUUAUUUCAGUAUGCUUUUAAAUAACACAACCUUCCAUGCAGAAGAUGUAUUAAAUGAAAAAUAAAUACACAAUACUAGAAGAAAAGCUACAUGUGCUUUAUUGGAACACUAACAUUAGCCCAAGACUAAAUUAAAUUAUUUUUAUAGCUUACUUUUGAAACAUGUCGGCAGUAUUCUCUGGGUUUGAUCAAUUCAAUAAAUUACUAGACGAAAAAAAUAUAUAAAUUCCCAACGGAAAACAAAAUUACCUGAACGAAAACAAAACAUAAAAUUAAAUCAAAUUAAUAUUUUUAAAUAUUUUUUAAAAACCCGCUCCUCGCUCUAGGCAAUAUCAUGCCACUCCUCACUCCCAUACUCUGUUUUGAAUACAAUACUAGCUAUUACUGAAUGUUACAUUUAUAUAGCGCUCUUCUGACACCACACUCAAAGUGCUUUACACAGUGAACAGGGGACUCUCCUCAACCACCACCAGUGUGCAGCAUCCACCUGGAUGAUGCAACAGCAGCCAUAGUGCACUCACCACACACCAGCUAUUGGUGGAGAGGAGAGAGUAGAGUGAUAGAGCCAAUUCAUGGAUGUGGAUUAUUAGGAGGCCAUAAAUGAUAAGGGCCAGUGGGGGGGAUUUUAAUGACCACAGAGAGUCAGGACCUCAGUUUAACAUCUCAUCCGAAGGACAGUGUCCUCAUUACUAUACUGGGGUAUUAGGACCCACACAAACCACAGGGUGAGAACCCACUGCUGGCCUCACUAACACAUCUUCCAGCAGCAACCUUAGUUUUUCCCCAGGAGGUCUCCCAUCCAGGUAUUAGCCAGGCUCAACCCUGCUUAGGUUCAGUGGGUAACCAGUCUUGAGCUACAGGGUGAUAUGGCUGGCGAAUAGUGGUAGUUAUUACUAACUACUAACUAUUUUUUUAAUAGAACUUGAAACAAUGUAUUGCAGAGAUAACUUUUUCAAACAGUAAUGCUACAUUGUUGUCACAUGACAUCAUCACAUUAAAGGUUUAAUUUAGCAGGUAGCAUCCAGUUAUCUCGAAAAACAAAUAAGUUAUUUUGCAUUUAAAUACGUUUUUGCAAAAACAUGUCUUAACAUUUGGCAGCCCCAUGUUAAAAAUAUAUACAGUAUUGGGAUAAGUAUUCCACGCAGUGUGCUCACUUCUAUACUACAUAUUUUGGCAAAUGUAGAUCAUCCAGGUGUUCCAUGCACAAAAUUUCCAUAAUGUGCACAAUAUACAUACCAUAUACUGCAGAAAUAGUAAGAGUAGUAUGGUAGUAUGCUUUUCAAGCAUAGCCAUUGUCUGUUCUUACACUGUUCCUUGGAUCAGUCUCUUGAGGUUUUAAACAUGCUACCAAAUCACUGUAUCAUGUUUUAUAAUGUUUAUGUGAAAUACUGAAACAUUUUUGCAUUAUAUAUGAUAUAAACGAACAGAAAAGAGA
Molecule: messenger RNA, 5859 nt
Organism: Myxocyprinus asiaticus (Chinese sucker)
Lineage: Eukaryota; Metazoa; Chordata; Actinopteri; Cypriniformes; Catostomidae
Product: dual specificity calcium/calmodulin-dependent 3',5'-cyclic nucleotide phosphodiesterase 1A-like
Exons: 15
Coding region: 432-2291 (619 amino acids)
Biological process (GO): signal transduction
Molecular function (GO): 3',5'-cyclic-nucleotide phosphodiesterase activity
Source: RefSeq, a predicted model, not a curated record